This is a messenger RNA of Larimichthys crocea (large yellow croaker), 2080 nucleotides long. Its product is annotated as GTPase IMAP family member 8. Gene Ontology annotation, molecular function: GTP binding. Bases 53 to 1381 code for a protein of 442 amino acids. The transcript has 5 exons. Lineage: Eukaryota; Metazoa; Chordata; Actinopteri; Sciaenidae. The record is from RefSeq and is a predicted model, not a curated record.
CAGUGACUCUAGUGAAAGCUACCUGCUGACUGUUCUCCACCACGCAGCCAAAAUGAAUUCUCAGAGAUCACCACCAACAUAUCCUCAACUAUUAACCUUCGCUCUCUUUGGAAAGGAUGUUGAGUACAGGGCCGCCAUUGGAAACUGGAUCCUCGGCACUAAUCUUUUCAACACAAACCCAAUCCUAGCUGUGAACAACUCAUUCAAAAUCAUCAACACUCCUCAUUUUUUUGAGGAAGACUCGGUGCACCCGGACCAGGACAUUAUUGACCUCAUGGCUCGUUCUUAUCCUGGACCCAAUCUGUUCAUACUGGCAGUAGAUUCAGAGAACAGCCAAGAGGAAAACGUUGUGGCUCAGAUCAGCAAACUUCAGGAGAUCUUUGGACAACAAGUCACAGAACACGUGUUUAUCAUAUUACCGGACAUAGAAAGCUUACAAUCACUCCUUCAUCUGAAGCAAAUUUUCAACAUCCAUUUGGCAGUCGCUAAUGAAAAUCUGGCCAGUGAAUGUAAAACGUGGUGUUUUGGCCGUCACUCUUUUCUGUAUGACUACAAGAACUACAGUGAAAGAGUUGUGAGAAGAAGAAGGACAGCCUUGAUGAAGAUCACAGUAAACAGUUUAUCUGAUGGCCCUCCUCUGCCUCACUAUGAAAGAGCAGGUCUUGACGCUAUGACUCCAUCGACCCCUCAAUAUGGCCUUUCUGCAUCUGCUGGAGAUACAUUUCAGAAUCACGCUUGUAACGGUGCCAAUGAAGUGACAGACACUAUGAUAAACAUCAUUCUGCUGGGCCUAACUGGAACUGGAAAGAGCGCAUCUGCAAAUACCAUCCUGACUGCCGGAUAUCCUAAAAUCGACCCGGAGCAACUUUUUAGAUCAGAGGCAAGCUCCAUGCCGAUCACCAAGCAGUGCGAGGCCAAAAUAAUCCAAAAACCAUUCAAGAGGCAGGUGAGAUUGGUCGACACCCCAGACUUCUUUAACGAGGAAGUCAAAAACUGCCAGGCACAGGUAGAAGCGUGUAAGAGGUUCUGUCAGCAAGGGCCAUGUGUAGUGUUACUUGUGUUACAGCUGGGUCGGAUCACUGAUUCUGAGAAAGAAAUAAUACAGAAGCUGGAGAACAAGCUUGGCUGGAGGAUCAGAGAUAGCACAACCGUCCUGCUGACCCAUGGGGAAGACCUGAAAGGAAGUCUGGAGAAGUAUAUUAAUGCAUGUGGUGCCCUCAAGAACAUUGUUGCAAUGUGCAACAAUCGCUACCAUUUAUUCAACAACUCCUCCAAAGACUCUAAGCAAGUCACUGAGCUCAUCAAGAAAAUUCCAAAUUUUAAGAAAAAGAAAAAGUCCCUGAUGUCCUUGGUGUUUGAUGCACUGCAAUUGGAGGAUUAAACUUAAUGCAGUAUAAAUAUGUGCCCACUGUUCUGUCAGAUACAGGAUAAUGUAGCCUCAAGCAGAAAUGAGUGGUGGGAGUGAGUGUGUCCCCUCUCUGACCUCUCUGGACGAGUAUUUUCAAUAGUUUUAUGUGACAAAUAGGUUGAGUCCCUUUGUGUGACAUACAAUAACAUACAUUAUUAUUAUGUAUACAUGAUUUCAUUUUUGUUUUUUCUGUGGUGCAAAAGAAGAGUAAGAAUAUUCAAAGGUCUUAAAAUGACAUUAACGCUAACAACAAAAUAUACUCAAUACUGCACUCUUCCAUGUUGUAUCUAGAUAUUUGUAGUCUGAGAGUCUGUAAAGCAGCAGAAUCAAAUGAAUUUGCCCCCAGUUAACCAGACAGUAUUCAGUAUUGUCAAGUUAACUCAAAAUAUUGAUAGUAAAAUAUCAAGACCCAGCAGUUUAAUAACACACAGUAUGAUGUCUGAUUAUUUGCAUGGCUUUUGUAUAUCAGAACUGUGUUUAUGCGAGCAGAGAGGAAGACAAAGAAAAAAAGAAGAUAUUUUAAUGCUGUAAUGAGCACUAUAUAGCAAUGAUCUGGUUGGCUAAGAAAUUUUUAUUGUUUAAUGAUGAUGUUACUCUACAUACUGUAUAAGCGUUGGUUAGUACCAGACAAUCUUUUGUUAUGUAUCCUGAAAUAUUAAAAUAAAGUAAUAA